AUGUAUAUUCAUUUUAAGGUACUCAAAAAAGUCUUGCUUCUAAGUAAAGGGGUAUCCGAUAAAUUGCAAUCUGAAGACUUGGACGUUGUUACCGGCUGCGAGAGGGUCACAGAUCUGCUCGCCUCAAUCAGGGCUCUUCGGUGCAAACCAAAGUUUGAAGCUUUCUGGGAAAGUACUCUUCAAAAAUGCCGCAUACUAAGUAUUGAAGAACCAAAAGAUGAACGCGUACGUAAGAUUCCUCGGAGAAUUGACGACAAUCCCGAAACCGCCGUCCACCUGUCGCCAAAAGACAAGUUUAGAGUUUCUUUCUAUUAUAAUGUAAGUCACUCGAUUACCGGAUUACGCAUAUGUAUAAUUAUAGGGUUGCCCGCCUAAAUAUAGACUGUCUCUAAUACAAAAUAAAAAGUAAAAGUAGGUGUGCAUUUAAUACUAUCAAACUCAUUAAUAAUUCAUGAGGAAAAUUGAAAAGAAAUACAUGUUUAAUCAGUGUCUGUAUACACUGAUAAAGAACCGUCCUGAUUUGCAUAAACUUUUCUCGCAAUUUUCUAAGUUUAUAACAUUUAUUUUUUAAACAAUUUGAAAACAUGAUUGUCUGUUUGAGGUCGUUUGAUAAGUAAUUUACAAAAUUCGUGUCCGUUCUGUAUCAGUGUACACAGAUACUCGUGCAAAGCACUCGUGUCUGUAUACACUGAUACGGAAUGGCCACUUAUUUUGUAAAUAGUACUAAAAGUAGGUGUAUUAAAGAAUGUUUAGAAUUAUUUUCUAUAUUGUAGAUACUAGAUCUUAUGAGCUCCUCAAUUGAAAGCCGUUUCGACAAACAUAAUGCGCCAGUUCUAAAGGGACUUGGAUACUUGGGUCCAUCUCGUUUAGCCAGUCCAGAAGCUUGGGAAAACAUAUCUUUAGCAGUCCAGUGGUUCCAAAGUGACCUAGAUGUUGAUGCAUUAGAGAGCGAAAUCUUUUCUUUGCAGACAUCAUUGCUGCUCACCAAUGUCAAUAAAAAAGCGAAGUCCGAGAAGAGAAAGGCCAGUUUUGACGACCUAUUCAAGGUGUUGCAAACGGAGCCAGAAUGCUACGGAAACGUCAUAAAGCUAAUGAAAAUAACUUUGACACUGCCACUUACCUCAACUAGUGCUGAAAGAGCAUUUUCGAAGUUGAAACUGAUCAAGUCCAGACUAAGGUCAACAAUGAAGCAAGAAAGGCUAGAAAGUCUUAUGCUGAUGUCUGUGGAAGCCGACAUAUUGGAACAGCUUGAUCUGGAAGAGCUUGUAGAAAAAUUUGUAGAUAUGGCUCCAAGAAAAAUGGAUUUAGUUUAA
Paramuricea clavata is the source of this 1313-nucleotide messenger RNA. The record is from the annotation of a GenBank genome assembly. NCBI's taxonomy places the organism in Eukaryota, Metazoa, Cnidaria, Anthozoa, Malacalcyonacea, Plexauridae.